CAUCCAUCCACCUAUCCAUCCAUCCAUCUCAGCCAUCUCAAUCAAGGGCACUCACUUGCGUACAGACAAUACAGACGAAAAAUGCUGACAUAGAAGAAGAGGCAGACAGACAGACAAAGUCAGGGAAUCAAUCAAUCCAUCAAUCAACUGACCGACCAUACACACACGUAUCUAUCAAUCAAUCAACCACCACUCUGCCCUGCCCUGCUGUGCUGUGGCCGCCUUGCCACUCUUCCGUUUGUCUCGCUUUCUUUUGUUUGUCCGUUCUCCCGCACUCACUUCCAGCUCACAAAUGCGCGGGCACCCGGGCGUCCAUCCACACACCGAGUGCCGCAGCCAACAUGUCGUCAAAAAAACAGCCCACCCGCACCCGCUUCAAUGAGUCAAUCAACCAAUUUGUUAACGUCAGUCAAUGUAUGUAUGCAGCCAUACACACACAAUCCAUUCAUUGAUCAGUCUGUCUGUCUGUCGGCCUCCCCCACCCGCCGCAUCUGUCUAUCUGUCUGUCUGUCUCUUAUAUCCUAUCCCCCACAUACGAUCGGUCCACACGACACGGCCAUGUCCGUCCCCCCAUUAAAUGACAGCCCGCCCGGUCAUGUCUGCCCCCAUGGCGGCGACAGGUUGAUGGUGAUUCCGGCUGCAGGCGACUGAUGCAUCGGCGGCACCGGAGACGGCGCCAGCUGCUGCACAUCGCCCUUGCUGCUGCCGAGAGACGGGGGCGCCGAGGAAGGGCCGGUGCUGAUGGGAGGGUUGUUGUCUGCCAGCUUGGGCCGCUUGGGGCUGGGGCUGGGGUGGCCCUCCCAUCUCUCGGUCAGCUCCAGGUUGAUGGAGAGGGCGAUCUUGCGCACGCCGUCCGGUGAGGUCGUCACCGACAUCUCGCUGUGCGUCCGCUUCAGGGGGGCGCUUUGCCCUUGAACGUCCGCUGCUGCAUGGCCCCCGUGCACCUUGCCCCCCUGGCCGCCCGAUGUCGGCAAGCUGCCGUCGCCACCACCGCCACCACCCUUGGCCUCUCCUCUGCCCCCUCCUUCCCCCCUCUCUGGGACCGAUGGGUCGCUGAACCCGACGCUGUCGCUGUCAUCUUCGCCGUCGUCAUCCCGUCUGUCGUUGCGGGGCGAUGGCGCAGCCGCCACAUCGCCGUCCACGCCCGUCUUGGGCGUCCUCGGCGGUUUUGCCGCUGCCUUUGCCGCGCGGAGUUUGUCGAGGACGGCAGGUGGGGGAGGUGGGGGAGGGGGCAGGGGCGGGUCGACGAGCAGGGAGGGGAAGAAGUGGGUGACCAGCACCCGACGCAGCUUCUCUGCCAUGUUGGGUGCUGCUGUGGAGCCGCCGUCCCGGCCGACGGGCCAGAGUGUGUCGAGGUGGGCGGGGACCAGCUCCUUCCGAUCCAACAUCCCGCACAUAUCGUCUAUCAACGCUGAAGUGAUGAUGAACAUGACAGGUGACCGUCAGCCACACCGACAGAGAGAGGGGGGGGGGGGGAAAUGGUGAGCAUAUGUGGCGUGGGUGUGUCGGUUGUGGUGGUUGUAGUACCUACCAGUGACUUUGACGGGCUGUGUGGUCCUGAAUUGAGGGGGCCCCUCGUCGGGUGAGGGCGAGCAGGUGUCGAGCUGCUGGUAGAGGGAGGGCAUGACCUGCAUGAACUUUUGAGCCUUUAUCAGGGUGGUCUGGAUGACCGCUGGGUCCACGGCCUUCUCGCCCUCAUCCUGACCACACAGACACAUAGACAGACACACAGACACACAGACAGACAUAGACAGAGACAUACAACGCCAGAGUGCCUCUUGAUCUGCACCCAUCCCUGCCUGAGGCGUCCAUCAACCAGUGCAUGUUCAGUUACCACGAGCAGCAGCAUGAGGUCCUCGAGCCUCUCAUGGACGGUCCGCAGGCGGCCAAGCUGCUCGCCAUCAAACUCUAUCCACCCCAACUGCACACAUGAAUGCGGGGGCCAUGCAAUCAAUGCAUGUACACACGACCGGUCUGCCGACCCCUUCAAUCAAGCUCGCUUACACGGCUAAUGAGGUUCACUUUCUUCCAAUGCGCCAGCAAGCGCGCCUUCGCGUCCUGUUCACAUGCACAACCGCACACAGACGCAGCAGUGAGUGGCCAUUAAUUACACACUGACGCUCUCUCUACAUAUAGAUGCUGACCUUGAUAUAGCCGCCAUACUGAGCCUGGAUCAUGGCCGUCUUCUGGUCGACCUGCGGCUUGGCCGGCGGCGGACGCACACGACCACCCUGGGCCCUUGGCGCCGUCGGGCGGCCACCACUGCCACUGCUGAGCGGCCGUGCCCUCGGCGACUCGGCAGCCAGAGGCUCGUGCUCAGGCUCCCUCUCAGAUGGGCUAGCAGCGCCUCCAGCAGCACCAGCACCAGCAGCCAUCGACGAUGCAUGACGCUUCUUGCCAGCCGCCUGAGGGACGGGGCUCUGGUGAAGGCGCUUUAGCAGGGCAUCCGUCGACUUGUCCGUCUGAGCCCCCUGCCCCCUUCCGGCAAGGUGCGUCGGGUGGAUGGCCAUCUGGGGGCCCCGCUGCUGCCCAGCGCCGUCACUGCUCAGGUCGAUCACGGCAGGCUGAUGCACCAACGGGGACGCAUUACUGUCGGGCUUCUUGCUGGUGGCUCGUUUGCCGCUGCCCGACGAUUGGAUGGUCAGAGGCGACGGUAUGGACACCUGGACGUCACUGUCGCUGGACUGCUGCUGGUAGGUGCUGGCCGUGGUGGAAAGGCUGGCAUGCCCCACACCCGACUCAGGAGAGCCGUCAGUAUAGUUGGUCGACGAGGGCGCGGUGGUGUGCCCUCCUCCCAUACCCAUACCCAUGCCCAUGCCGUGCGCGUGUGGGUGUGCGCCGCCCAUCAAGUGCCGCAAGGCCCCAUCUUGGGGCGGCUGACAGAGAGGAGGGGACCGCUUGCUCGGCCAGCCGUCCAACACACAGGACGUGGGCAUGCCCGUCGGCUCACAUAGCGAAUACCCAGCACCAUGCGGCUGCUGCUGCUGCAUCGGUGGCUGUGGUUUUCGGGCGGCUGGUGGCGGCUGGCCCUCGGGCUGCCCGUAGUAGUGGCCGCUCCUCGCUGAUGGUGCUGCCGGCUGCGGACUGGCCAUGGCCCCUGUACUGGUGCUGGGAAAUGGCGACCUCAAGGACGACGCACCCACACCACCAGCGCCACCAGCACCAUACAUGACGCCUGUUGGUCGACAUCGAGAGAGACAGUUGGUGUGUCGUCUACCCAUUGUUUGUGCGUGUAUACCAACCAUACCAUUCAUGUGUGGAUGGCGUCCGUCAGGUUGCCGGGGCGCAGGCGACAGCGAGUGUGGCUGUGCCUGUGGCUGUGGCUGUCCCCCACUGUGGGCAUGACGAGCCUGGGCCUGGGCCUUGGCUGCUCAGGUCAAGCCAAGUCAGCCAACACAUCAGACAGACAGACAGACAGACGGCAUGGAGGGAUGGCGUGUGUGCUGUGUUGUGUGUGUGGCAGUGUGUGUAUUCAGGCACUGCACUCACCGACGCAUUUCUCCUUGAACUUAGUGCGCCUCUUGUGCUCUUCCUCGGCCAACUUCUCAUGGAACAGCUGCACCCAAUUCAGUUUCUGAGAAGGAGUAAUGGGAGGAGGAGCGACAGCGAGAGAGAGACAGCGAGAGAGAGCAGGACCGCACAGACACACGUCUCAAGGAGUUGCCUCGGCCGAAGUCUAUUCCCCGGUGCGUCCUGCUCACCUUGUUAUGGGCAUCUUGCACAUAGUGGUGGACCCACUUCUCGGCGGUGUGGCACACCUCUGCAUACCGCGUCUCGAUGGGCGUCCGCGAACCAAGCGUGCACACACGCAUCCUGACCACACACAAAGACAGACAGACAGAGAGGGAGGGAGGGAGGGAGAGGGAGUAUGGUCGCUUUCUGCUUUGGCCCCUUCUCCUCCCUGUCGCCUCUGACCACCACUUACACUUUCCACACGGCGUCGCGGUACUGGCGCUCAGACAUGCCCAGGUGCAGGGGUGGGCCCACCGAGAAGACCUGGGGCGGGUUGAAGGCCUGAUACUGCGGCUCGUCGGAACCGCCCCCACUCCCACCCCCACUCCCACCCCCACCACUGGCGACACUGACACUGGUGCCGGCGCCGCUGUGUGUUGACGACACAGUUGAGGGCGUCUGCCGCUGUGAGGCCCCACUCGAUGGGUACAUGAUCGACGAGGAAGGGAAGCUGCUCGUUGACGCCUGGUGCUGGUGGUGGUAGUGGGGGUGGGCAUGCUGCUGCUGCUGCUGGUGUUGGUGCCUCUGGAAUGAGUAGUUCUGCAUGCCACCUCCGCCCCCGCCUACACCAGCACCGUAGUUGUGCCGUCCUUGGUGGGAAUGCUGGGUGCUGUGGGCGUUGUGGGAAGACUGAAGAGGAAAGGCGCCUGUGUGUGCGGUUGCAGUCAUGGUGCCAUAGCGGGCGGCAUGGUGCGUCGCUGCAGCCAGUGGCGGCUGCACCGACGAGCUGCGAUGCCUGCUGCCAGUGGUGCUACCGCUGUGGCCGAAUGGUGGCUGGACUGCCGCUGUCGGCGCGUUCAGGGAGGUGAAGAGGCUGACAGGCGGCAGCUGCGAAGUGAACAGCCCAUGCUGCUGGUGCUGCUGAUGAUGCUGAAGGGAGUGAUGCGGGUUAGCGAAUCCACCUCCUGUGCUGAACGGACUGAGCUGGAAGCUCAUAGGGCAGCCAAACCAACCGACUGCGUCACAUCACACAGGAAGGGAGCGGGAGAGAGGAAGACACAACGACGCUGAUUCGAUUCGAUUCGUGACGCAUCAGUGCGCGACCAUCGCUGUGGCCAUCUGGGCCGGCCUCACCUGUACGCUUAGAUGUGUACGGGCGUACGAGUCGUCAAUCAGGGAGAGGCCACUCGAACGCACGAGCGACGACGAUGCGAUGUCGAACCCCAACAGAGGAGGCAGCUCGUCAGCUUCUCGACUCACAAAGCUGAGAAGCGGUCAGAGCGUGUGACGUCCUGCCUUUCCUAUGCGCUUUCUCGGAGGUUUUCCUCCCAGAUUUGGC
Messenger RNA from Vitrella brassicaformis, 5011 nucleotides. NCBI's taxonomy places the organism in Eukaryota, Vitrellaceae. The record is from the annotation of a GenBank genome assembly.